This is a messenger RNA of Cryptomeria japonica (Japanese cedar), 651 nucleotides long. Its product is annotated as vegetative cell wall protein gp1-like. The record is from RefSeq and is a predicted model, not a curated record. Lineage: Eukaryota; Viridiplantae; Streptophyta; Pinopsida; Cupressales; Cupressaceae. The transcript has 2 exons. Bases 1 to 651 code for a protein of 216 amino acids.
AUGGCCGAUAUUCUUAGGCCAUCUCACUAUGCAAAGCGGAAGCACUUGUCUCAAGCUCCUUCAUCUCCGCUUGCACCUACAUCACAGACCACAUCAGUGUCUCCUAUCCCUCCACCCGCUCCUAGAAGGAAGCGAGGUCGGGCGCCCGUCAUUGUGAAUGUGGUACCCAUUCAGGAUGUUCCUCCUGCUUCGUCGGUUAGGCCUCCUCCUAUCGUUGAGCCGAUCUCAGAGGCCUCUCCUAUGGAGCAUGAUGCUCCUGAUUCAUCUCAACCUGCGGCCCCGCCUUCUCCUGAGUUCAUCACUACCCCUCUUCCAGAGACUGACAACCUUGUUCGUGUUCCAUCCUCUCCAAGUGAGUCACUUGCUUCCUCCCCAGAGGCCUGCAUGUUCGGCUCCUUGGAGGACAUUUCGGCCUUGUCUACGAUCUUCACACGAUCGUUGACCCUUGCCUCUUCUGAACUUGAAGACAAAGGCGUUGCUACUGCUUCGUCUCUUGCCCUUGCUGCUGGUGAGGGACCCGAUGUGGCCCUUGCAAUCGUCCCUCUCCGAGCCUACCCCCCCUCUCCCUAUGACCUCGAUUGGGAGGAUGGGGCUCUUCUUCAAGAUGACGAUAUUUUGCAAUACGAUCCCCUCCUAAGGGCUACUCAUUAG